Molecule: messenger RNA, 506 nt
Organism: Strongylus vulgaris
Lineage: Eukaryota; Metazoa; Nematoda; Chromadorea; Rhabditida; Strongylidae
Source: the annotation of a GenBank genome assembly
AUGGUAGUGAAAAGAACGGAAAUAGAAAUAAUUGAUGAAGAAGACGUGAAGGAACUCCUAGCCGGACAGGAGAGCGACGAGUUCCCUAAAAUGACGGCAAAGUGUAUUGACGACUAUCACCUUUUUCCAUGUGCUCUCGAUGUACCAAAUAGCGAUUUCGAUGCGAACUCUGUUGGAUUCGUCGACAUUCAGGAGUUACGAGAUAUUGUUGAACAGAUGGUAUUGAAAAGAACGGAAAUAGAAAUAAUUGAUGAAGAAGACGUGAAGGAACUCCUAGCCGGACAGGAGAGCGACGAGUUCCCUAAAGUUAGUCUUAAGUUCUCAAUUGGCUGGUUAAACGGCAAACCAAAUAAAAAUUCCAUAAUAAUCUUGGUUCGAAAACAAACCUUGCUGUAUAUGAUCGCUUCUUUAGCAUUUUUCAUGAGACCGCCAUUAGAUCAAAUUUAUAAUAGCACUAUUGGUGAUGGAAUAUGUAGUGGGUUUCCUAAAGGCUUUUUUCCUUAAAA